GGCGUAGAAGCACAGGCCUGCACCAAACUUAACUUGAAUCUGGCCAAGGAGAUAGCAGAGGCCAGUCUAAGAGCUCCGGAAAGGCACAAAAUAUUACACAGCCUAUCCCGGCAAGUCUUACCCGCGCUCGCUUGCCUCCAAUUCCCUGGCAAUUGUUUGAAGGAGGGCGAGUAAAAUACCAAGGAAUGGCUAGCCCUCGCCUUUCAGACCCACAGGGCUUCCCCUGUGUUUUCUGGACCGGCUCUGCUGUACGAACCUGGCCUUGUUUUCCAUGCAAGUAAUAAAAGUUUGAUCUCAAUGUGUGUUAUUGUGAGGUUACGAGUGAUAAAAUUACAAUGUGAAACCUUUGGUAUUGUGAAUAGCGUCGGUUUAAGACAUUAAUCAUGUUAUGGCAUUGGUCGAUUGUAAUUGACAGGGGAAGUGAUGAGGGACACUUGUGACUCAAAUGCAAUAACUGGAUGGAAUUAUUGCAAAACACAUCAACUGAACAACAAUGGCUGCCGGCCCAACCAAGCUCUUGGUGGUUCCCAUCCGGAGAUUGAUUCCUGAUCUUGGAAAUCCGGGGAAAGAAGCAUUCCGUAAAGACAAGAUUCAAUGACGGAUAUUAAAAUAUUCCACAAAACCCGAAUUCAAGUUGUUGGUAGCGAUGACCAUGGAGCUAUCGCAAUUUGAAUCUUGUCAUGGAGGUCAACCCUCCUCUGGCCUAGUCUCACAUUUGAACGAAGCAUCGCAAGACAUCAUGGCAGGCAUUUCGAGUCCACAAGUCAUGAAUAUUGUUACGAAGACCCAAACUUUAAAGAAAAAAUCCCAGAUCCAGACCGAGGAUUUCAAGAUCAAGAAGGUCAAAUUAAUCAUUACCACACGCCAAGAAGAGCUUGAGCGCCAACAACAUCUACAGCAAAACCGUGAACAAAGGGCAGUGUUGGAGGGUAAAACUAAACGCAAAAAGAUCAAAUCAGUCAAAGCCAUUAAGACCAAAAAUGUACCAGCAGAUGAAGGUUUCAAUGCAUUUGAUUUCCUUGAAGAAGUAGAGAAAUCAGGUGGAGUUGAAACGAAAACCGUUCCGCAUCCUUGGCCAGAACAACUGAUUACUCCAAAUCACAAAGAUGGAAUCAAGGAUGAGCCUGAAAUCCCCAAGAUUAGUACCAAAUUGAGACCGUCUAGAAAGUCUAAACCAAAAAAGGACGAAGCUGAGAUAGCUGCUGAUCUAGGGGACGAUACUGAACCAGCGGACGACUCCAAUGAGGAUUACAAUCCAAACCAAGACCAUGAUGAAGGAGACAGUGAAAUUGAGGAGGAGGAUGCAAUCGAAGAAAUGAAAUCAGACGCUUACACUGACGAUGAGGAUAAUAGGCCUCUGAGAUCUCGCCGGAUAAGAUCUCGAAGAAAACUUUACGAGACGUGCUUGAGCGAUCCAACCGAAUCUGAAUUAUCGAUGACCCCCGAAAACAUUGCCAAAUUCGGGGGUGAGCCCAAGGGAGAGUCUUUGAUAAAGUUUCAUGAUGGAAAGUUGUCAGCCGUUUAUCUGGACCAAUACGUCCUGUUCAAAUCCAAACCUGAAGAGCCUCUACGAAAUGGAGCAGAGAAGGAGGAGGAGAAGGAGGAGGAGAAGGAGGAGGAGGAACAAGAAGAUUGCAAUAAAGUAUUCGGUUGUCCAUUCUGUGAUUUUUCGGGGAUGAAGAACAAUUGGUUGGGCCAUUUGAAGCUUCGACACAAGGACAAGAAUCUGAUUUAUUGCGCUUUGGGCCAAAACUGUUACAUGCCCUUCCAACAAAAGGAUCUGUUGAAAAAUCAUGUGGAUGCCGAACAUCUUGAGUCGGAGAAUUCAUGUCCAACCUGCGGUAAACUCUUCAAAUGGCCAAGUAGUCUCCGGAACCAUAUGCAAAGCCAUCUCAAGGAAGGUGAUCAUAAGAAGCAAAUGUUCAUUUGCCCGUUUUGCGGCAAAAAGUUCAAUACCCGCACGGGGUUCCGUUCCCAUGAAGCCAUCUAUCAUACGAAGAACCUUCGCCAUAAGUGUGAUUGGCCUGGCUGUGACAAAAAGUUCUACAAUGCGAGCGACUUGGUCAUUCACAAACGCACUCACACGGGUGAAUUGCCUUACACGUGCUCCUAUUGCGGCAGCGGGUUCGUGUCCAAAUCCAGAAUGAUGCAGCAUGAGAGACAAAUGCAUCUGGGUGUGGAAAAGGCGGAUGUGGAGUGCGAGAUUUGUCAUCACAAGAUGAAGAGGAGAAAUUACACAUUCCACAUGAAGACCCAUAAGGGCUUGACCAAGGCCUGGUGUGGUGUGUGUGGGAAGGAAUUUCCCACCCAAGGUGCAAAGCGAAGGCACGAGAAGAUCCAUUUUCAGGAUAAGAAACAUGCCUGCAAGUUCUGUGGGAAGGCCUUCGUCCAAAGAUCCAAUAUGGUCUCACAUGAGCGGAUCCACACGGGAGAGAAACCAUUUCCAUGUAAAUGGUGCGAGGAACGAUUCGUUCAACAAACCAGACGCAACCAGCAUCAAAAUGGUUGCCGUCUCAGGCAACAAUCAGGGUCGGAGACAGGGAUCCUGUUUGACACGUUCCAGACCGCGACCCUGCCAAACACGUCGUUAUAGCUAUUGAGAGUAGCAAUCGAUAAAAGUCAGAAUAAAUCAACGGCAUUUCGCCCAAUCGCACAUUCACAGGUCAAUUUUGAUUGUAAUAAUUUAUUCUCCUCCAACGAAGGAUUGUUAACAACAUUAAAAUUCGGAAUGGUUGACUAUGAAACUGAACGGACACAUUCCACUCAAGGGAAACAUCGGUCCCUGUGAUUCAAAUACAAACAUUAGUACAAAGGAGAAGGCCUUUUCUUUCAUCAUCAACGAGUCGUUUUUGACUACAUCUUGGUUGGUUGUGUUUUUUGGUGGGUAGUUGGUUGGGUGGGAGGAAUGCUGGAACUUUGCCCAAGGUCGUCGACCAUUCUAGUCCAAAGAACCGAUAGCUUGCGACUGACUGAUAUCUUUAUCUAUGACUAUGGAACUUCAAACAAUAUUCGUAACAGGAUUCGGGUACUUUGAGAAUGGGUUAAGUCACAUAAAAAGGGCUUUGAUAUGAUUCGGUGAGUUUUCAUGGCACAAA
Molecule: messenger RNA, 3095 nt
Organism: Tigriopus californicus
Lineage: Eukaryota; Metazoa; Arthropoda; Copepoda; Harpacticoida; Harpacticidae
Product: zinc finger protein with KRAB and SCAN domains 8-like
Exons: 3
Coding region: 647-2593 (648 amino acids)
Biological process (GO): regulation of transcription by RNA polymerase II
Cellular component (GO): nucleus
Molecular function (GO): RNA polymerase II transcription regulatory region sequence-specific DNA binding; DNA-binding transcription factor activity, RNA polymerase II-specific
Source: RefSeq, a predicted model, not a curated record